AGCGCAGACGGGUUCGCAGACGACAGGGCGUGAAGCAGACGACGGGAAGGGGUGAGGAGCAGCGCGGCCGUUUGGUCCGUCUGGCUGGCGGUUGUUGGUUGGCUGGACAACGGCUGGUGGUGACGACGGCGGAGGCAAAGGCGUAGAGGCGACAGCAGCUGGUGAUUUGUUGCGUGCAGUGGGCCAGUCGUUGCGAGUGACCAUUAUUUGUUCCGCAUUGUGGUCAAGCUUGGUAGGAAAACCGUUCCGCAUAUAGUACAGGUAGCCGCCCGACCCGCAGUCCGUUGUUAUCUAACGGCGGCGGAGAAGGUCGGGAGCGAGGUUUUGGAGUGGCUCGACUUUCGGCGGAGAGCUGCUCGUCACCCAACUGGACUUGGCGCGUGUUCGCCGGUUCGGUUUCCGAGAGGACGACGUUCUGUUAUUGCUAACGGGGUACGGUGCUAAACAAACCGCGAACAAGCGGAUAGGAGAAAUCGGCAAACGACAGAUCCCACCAGCCACUGCGCGAAGCGGAAGACGACGGCGACAACGGUGGAAGCCGAAAGCGGACAACAGUGCAGAAGACGGAUCGCGGCAGUCAUUGCUACACUGCGAGUAAAGCAGACGACGCAGCUGGAGCACACGACGCCGGGACGCCUACUGUUUGUACAAGAGAAAAAAAAAAGCAUUUAAAGAUGGCGGAAGCAGUACCUCUGUAACAGAGCGGUUCGAGUUCGCUUUGAUUCUGUCUCAGCGACACACAAAACGACGAUCCACGGUUGCCGGGAACGUCGACGUGCGAUUCAACAUUUAAGGAUGCUGCAUGUGGUAAACCGCAGUGUGAAGUAGGUGUGACCGAUUUUGCGGCAUCGAAACGACAUUCCGUGGACACAAUCGGCGCCGGUGUGUUGCUUUUAUGUAUCGUGCGCCCGAAGUGGAGAAGGAGGUGUCGGUCUUGACAAGUGUAGGUGACUUAUUGGGAACCAGCGGCAUUUGUUUAGAACGGCCAAAGCGUUAGGAAGUGAACAAAAAUUUAAAUAGAACAAGGCCUAUAGGAUUUACUGUACUACUGUCGAACUGAUACUUUUCUGUUUCUUUCGUUAUCCUACUGUGAACUGUUUAAGGACAGCGUGCUUUUGAGGUCACAGCCGGACAAUUUUUCGAAAAAAAUCUCUCGAAGACGUCUUGAUGCCGGCCGGAUUCAUGAUGGAUAUAUCCCGCCAUUCCUCGUCGAGCGAGCUCGGAGGACAGCUCAUGUCGCAAGGCGAGCAGGAACUGGCCACCAAGAUGCUCCAGAUCCAGUCCAAGAGGUUCUACCUCGACGUCAAACAGAACCGCAGGGGUCGCUUUAUCAAGGUGGCCGAGGUGCAGCAGGUGGGGGUAGUGGGUAGGAAAAGUCGUCUUCUUCUCGCCAUGUCGACAGCAGCUGAGUUCAGGGACCACCUGACAUCCUUCAGUGAACUGUAUGCCUCUUUGGGUCCCCCAAAUCCAGAGAACCUGCCUGAGGAUGGCAAGUUGAAAAGUGAGAUCAUGAUUAAGGACAAUAGGCGUUACUACCUGGACCUCAAGGAAAACUCCAGGGGGCGAUUUCUAAGGGUGUCCCAGACGAUAGCACGAGGUGGUCCUAGGUCCCAGAUUGCCAUUCCCGCACAGGGUAUGAUCGAGUUCCGUGACGCACUCACAGAUUUACUAGAAGAGUUUGGCACAGACGAUGGAGCUUUCAAAGGAGAACUACCCGAGGGGCGCCACAUGCGCGUAGAAAACAAGACGUUUUAUUUCGACAUUGGGCAGAAUACCCGAGGCAUCUACAUGCGCAUCUCAGAGGUGAAGAACAACUUCCGGGCGGCCAUCACCAUUCCAGAGAAGUCGUGGUCGCGCUUUAGGGACUCCUUUUCGGACUACGUCGAGAAGAUGAAGGAGCUGACGGAGAAGUCGGCCGCCGAGGGUGGCAAGUGAGAGCUGUCACCUGACCGCCCGCCCAGACAGCCACCGCCCACCCUUCGCUCCGGUGGCGCCCCAGGGUCAUCCAGUGCAGCGACGACACCGUCGUGCUCCCCGACAUGCCGCACCGCCCUUUGGGGGAACGCCGCCCCGUGGUCUUUCAGCAUCGGCUCGGCGCACCGACCAACCGACUGGCUGACCAGAGAGGAGAGGAGGAGGGUGUGCGCGACUGUUGCGGCUUCUUCUCUCCGCGACGGGGUGCAACCGCUAAGCCGCGCAGCGGAGGUGGUCCCGUCCCUGGCGCGGCUUCUCGACGUUGUUUUUAGUGCACCCUGUGGUGGACAGCUGCGAUGAUGACGAGGACCUUUGACAAAAUGAUGCCGACGAAAAAAAAAAUAUGUGGAAGAGCUUGGAAGACUUAGGCGACAAGAACUUUAUUUCGAGAAGACAGAAGGGGGGAGGGGGAAGAAAGAGAGACAGCUGGUGGUUGUGUGGAGGAAGACUGUGGUUGACUGUGGCCAGUCGGUAUCAUCGAGGGCUGGUCGGCGUGUGCGUGUGUGUGUUGUUCGGGAGGCCAGUCUGCGUUACCAAAGGCCCCUGUCAGUGUCGCCGAAUGGUCCCGCCUGCACCGACGAGGGCCAUUCGACCAUUCUUGGAGGUAAUUCGACGUCGCAUGUUGGGAAGCGCCUGUCAGGCGGCCGGUGUCGCCUUCGUCAAGGGCUGCCUGGCACCAGCAGACAACGGUCAGCGUCAUCACUAAAGGCCACAUGGUGCCGUCGAAGUCGGCGAGCUUCGACAACUGUUGGUUCGCGAGGCGGCCCUGCAGUUCGCUGUCGGCAGCGGAUACCACUGAUGACGCCGGAGAAAAUCCGUCUUAGCUCGCCGUUUUUUUUUUUUUUCUAUCGUUAUCAUGUUUCUAAGACUGUCAUCAUCUAUUGUUUUGUACUUUUUUUUUUCUUGUUUCUCACUGUUCCCCCUUGCCAAUGCUCCCUGUGUGAGUCGUGUCCUGGGCACCUAAGAGAGUGAUAGCAUGUUCUUGCUGUCCGUGAUAAUUGAGCCUGCACAGCUGACGUCCCGGUGAUGUUGUGCUGCUGUGUGGGCUCAAGCCUUUGGAGGCGCUGCUCGAACGUAGCACAGCUGGGAAAAUGUGAAUGAAUGAGUUGAAAUGGCGAGGAGAACAGAGGCCUGGCUUUGGGAGCAUUGGCAAGUCAGAGUUUGCAAGGGCUCCGAGUGAGAGAGAGAGCGUGAGAGAAAGAGGGAAAGAAGUGUGGAGAAUUGAAGGUUUAAGAGAGUGGAUUAUUUGAUGGCUCGUCACUACUCCAGUGCUGAUUGGUUUCGGCACAAAAUUGUUGGUGUUGCGUCCAGUGCUCUCACGAUCCUGUUCUUGGCGAGCGGUGCCCCUUAGGUUUGUCGACAUGGGUAUUCUGCGAUCCUGCGCUGGCAGCAAGAAUCAAAGUUGUGUGGUUUGCACCGUGGGGUAGUGUUUCUCGACGUGCUUGUGCUGGAGACCCUGCAUGCACCUUUGAAAACUUGAUGAAUACUGGAACACGAUCCGUAGUAUUUGUUUAUUUAUAAUUCUCACUGGUUUGGGGAGUAGUGCUGCAUUACGUGAGUAGGGAGGCUGCGUAAGCUGGAAAGUGUCUUUUACAAGAUUGUGUAACUAAAUAUGUUUCCUCAUAUAAUAUGUAUUAGAAUAUGCACAAAGAACCUCAAGUUUUGUUCAAGGUUUAGAAAAGUCAGAUGCACACUACAAAAAUGGAAAUAACUCCGAUAAAAGAACUAAAAGCAUGCGGUACACAUGUGAAGAACUGUUUUACGUUAUUUAAAGAACAUGAACUCAAUGAGCUGCAAGAAAGGUAAUGCAUUUAUGCUGUAAGAUUGUAGAACUGUAGAUUAUACAAGAAAAUAUGUUCUGCUAAUGUGUGGAUCACCUAAAGUAUCUUGUAUCGCUUUAUUUAGCUACAUGACUCUCUCAAAUGAGCAGAAGCUGUGUAAAAGGUGCAAACAGGUUCGUAAGCUGUUGUAAGCGGUCAUUGUGAGCCUCGCUAUAUUUUUUUUAACGAAGAACCAGGUACUUGCUCUGCACUCAUAAAUGUUUUUGAAAAGAGCAGAGGGUCAGCAGACUAGCAUUUGAGAAUCGCUAUCUCGGGGUAGCCGUGCGAUCUUGGGACGAUCCCGAAAGGUGUACUGCACACUCGCAUGUGAAUGCUUUUAAGGAGUACUGACAGAUGUUUUCAAAGUUGCAUUUCUAAAUUUCCACACGUCAAGGGACAGCGCUUUGCAAAUAUGAAGGUUGGGAAACACUUUAGGCAGUUUAGUGGGAUACUAAAGUUGGCCUCAAAAUACCAGUACUGGCGUCGCCGAUGCUACCGUGAUGUCAUGUCACUGAGGAAGACUUGCUGCCAUCACCUACCAAUAAGACUAAGUAUGAUGAUGUUGCUCAUAAAAAAAUAAAUAAAUGAGAGUGCUGCGGAGGUUUCUUUUGGCUAAACUCGCAUGUGUAAGCCACAGCGAUCACAGUAGCACUUUUGGUUGGUUUGCAGGGUUUCGACGCUCACCAAAUGCUGAGAAACACAGAGUCAGAUAUGCCAUGCUGGUACUCCUUUCAGCUCUGGAGGUGUGACGAGCCAUCGGGACAUGUGCCAGUCAGUUUGCCCGGUGAUACCAGAGUGAGAGAUGUGAAAGAUAGAGGAGUGUAGGCAAUGUUUUUUCAAAGGAAGGCACGCGACCGAGCAUCACAGCCCUCUUGAUACACACGCAGCUGACGACUAGAGCCGUCAGUGGUGUCUCUGGCACAGCCAUUCUCUGGAUGCGCUUGCGUCCAGAGUGUUCCCGAGUCGAAGCACUUUUGUGGUCACCUUGCACAUUGGCGCUUCAGUACUCGGCACCUGACUGCGCAUUUACCACUGAUUUAUUGCCUGGUCAGACUGGCAAAUUUAGGGUCACUUUGAGCGAGUGCACUUUGCUUCACUGCAUAUCACUUGACAGCUUGACGUUACACAGUAGAACAAGGUGUCCUUCAGAAUUGAGGGCAGGAAAAGCAUUCGUAAUGACUGUUAUUGUUUGGAAAUGAGUCCAUAGUACUUCUUUGUUUUUGUAUUUGUUAUGAAAAUUACAUAAGAACGAACUCCUCAGACAGCGACACCAUCGUGCACCUGGGCAAUCUUCUAAUUCACUGUAGUGUUGCAUGCAAAGCAAAAACGUAAUGGUGCCCACUAAAAUUGAGCAUUGCAUGUUUGACGGUUCUUUUUGUUGACUGAAACAUGUGCAGUUGGAAUAAUGUGCAGGCAGUCCAUUUUCUUCCGUUUUCAUUUACCCUUAUAAAUGCUGUCGUCGAGGCUACGCAUGUUGAAAAAGGUGGACAAGUGAAGCAUUUUCAUCGGAUGCACUCGGCUGUCAAGUAAACUCGACACUUUCACGUGUGACAGCCCCCUAAUACCGAGUGACACUUGCUGGAAGUGACUCUAAGUUCGCCUCCAACGAGCAAAUGAGCCAUUCUUGUGUGUCUAGAGCCGUCUCUGAUUUGUGUGUGUGUUAAGUAAGGUCUGUGAUGCGUGGUCACGUGACGUUGUUUGCAUCGGCAGCUUCAUGCCAGAGGCUGACCGGUUUUGUUGGAGUUUGUUCAGAGUUGAUUGCAUUGUUGGAGGAGCAGAGAGUCAAAAGGCAUUGUUGUUGAUCGUCUGAUGCAAUGAAGUUUUUGUCUUUGGACGUCGGCAGUGUUGUUGGAAAGGGCUUGGUGCAACAUGACAGUUCUGAUGAUGGAAUGGUUUGGCUGGGACUUUCAGGAGCUGUGGAAGUACCGUAGAGAGAGAAAGAGAAUUGGAUCGUUGCAGAAGUGCUCAACUGCUCAUGGAGCUGUAGAGAUUGCAGUGUCACUGCUAUCCGUAGUUGAAAGACUUUUUUUUUCUGCCCUCCUUUUUUAAGAGCUGGCACAAUGUAAGCAGCGGGAAUGAACCUCUUGGGACAGUGCUUCGUUGCUGUGAGGAGCUUUCAAGUUAAGAGACGCUAUUAGCUGACCAACACUAGCUUUGCGGCACCCCUAAUAUCGUUUGAUAUAUUUUCACACCACUGAUGAGAUGUUCUGCUGAUGGCAUUGCGUCGUCAUUAAUGUGACUGUGUGUCUAGCUAUCUAGCAUAGCUUGAAGGUUUCAGACGUGGAGCAUGCAUUUUGCAAGCCUUCACUUUGUGGGUGUUUCUCUCGCAAAGGUGCUAGAGCGUCUGAAGUCUGUCUGCACUAAAGGCGUUCUGUGAAGUGUGGGUGAACUUGGCGUUUGGGUAUAUACAGGCUUGUAUAUACAUAGCUAUUUUCGGGUUCCUCUUGUGGUAUUUGAUCAUGCUCAUGAUUUAGUCUGCAUGCUUCCGGAUGCUGUUCCCAGUGGAGUCUCGUCUUUUCUAUUCUCUCUCUUUUUUUUUCAGGCAUGUGCACUUCGCUAUUUCUUCUGUAUCUGUUCUAGCCUAGCGUGCUGGUUGCAGAGGCUUCGCCCGUCAACUUUUGUCACAGUUGGCACAUAGUUGGCAUUUGUUUGCUUUUUCACAUUGCGCCCGUAAUUAGGUGCUGCUGCCACCUCCUUCUUAGUUUGUUCUUUACUGAAAGCUAUGUUGCACCACUUGUAGUACAGCCCUUGUGAUGAAAACACUGGGUCACCCAUUAUGCGGGCGAAUAGGUAGAGUGGCAAGUCGGGAGAAAGCAGGGUGACGUGCCGUUAACGGAGCGUGUGAUUUUAGCAACGCGCUCUUUACGGAAAUGUUUUCCGUGUGCGUUGCAGUAAUGCCAUACAAUUCCCGUUUUCUGCUAAUUGCCUGUCGAUCCGCAUCAUUUUCGUAAGAGCAUGUAAAAACAGGAGUAAUUACUGGAAUGGGUGCAGAAUGUCUCAGUAGGGUUUGUACAUAGAACAGCCUUAGAGAAAAAGAAGAAAAAAGUGAAAACAACAGAUCGGAAGAGCAAGCAUCCUCUCUGAUUUGUCUGUCGUGAUACUACUUUCCUCGGAGAAAAACAGGGACCGGGAAUGGAGUGGUCGAAGAAAGAGUGCAAAAGUCCCGAAUAUGUCUCGUGAGUGGGCAGUGCUUUUUGAUAUGUGAAGAUUUUGCAAUAGUGUCACAUUGUUUCACGAAUGGUAGUGAUACCCAGACAUCGUGGGAAAGCGUUCUCGGAGACAGCCGUGGUUUCCAUCUUCAGAAUUUGUUGAGGUCGUUGCACAUGAAAAAUUUGCGAUGUCACCGAGUCGCAUUCUUUGACAUUGCGCUAAGGCAUGUUUCUGUGACUUGUUCCGUUUUAUCUGCAAAAUUGGUGUCGUGAGCCCCACAACGGGCUCGUUGCAAUCUGCCGAUCAUUGAGCGUCCUGGUGCAAUUCUUAUAGGUUUACUUGUCUAGCUUAGGGUCACCUUUCGUUGCUGCUUUAAGUUUGUGCCCCGAAUGGGUUACAAUGUGCAUUUUCCUCUGCGAACAGAAUUCUGCUUGAAAUUUGUGCUGCAGACAAAUGGUGCCUUUGUGGGCGUGUGUAAUAGAUGCAAGAUAUUCUGCAAGCAGGUCCUUUACUACUAGUGAGGUUGCCCAAUUUCAGGAUCAGAAAUUACCCACGAAAUUCUAACAAAAGAAGUAGCCAAAAACUAGCCAACCUGGGUAAAGCUGCAUGGGACAUUGCAAAACUUAUAUAGAUGCUACAACAAAUUCAUGCUUUAGCUUUAAAUGAAUGUCGCUACAUUUGUCUACUUCAUACACUGUAAUUGAUACACUUUAGGGAGGUACAUUGUGUUUUUUGUGUGGGGUUAGUGUGGUGCUUCCUUGUUUCUUUGAUGUGCCUAUUUUCGACAAUUGUCAAUAUCAGGCUCUAAAGUUAAAUAUUCUAACAAUUUGUCCUUUGUCCGAAUUGAACUAAAGCUUGCUCUUAAGGCAGUACGAGGAUAUGGUAGCUGCAGUGUUGAUGUGGCAUCAAACCUCUGCCAGACUACCAGUAGUCUGGUCAGAUAAAAGCAUGAUUGAAUUGGGUCAGUGACUCAAUCUUUUUGAUCAUUGUCGAUGUGUUGUGCAAACUGUCCCUUUUGGCAACAAACAGAGCGCUAAUCAUGUAGCAUUGGUAUUUUCUCUAGGCCUUGCGCAAAUGUUCUCUGAUGGAUGCAAUGGGAGUUGAGUCACAGAACCCAGAAAGGAUGCAACUGCAAGAGUUGGCAUUGGAGAUGCUUUCUGUGUUCUGUGUGUUAAAAGCACUGCCAUCCGAAGCUGUUGGAGGAGAUGAACAAGGCAGCCCUAGCAUUUCAGAGAGUUAGGCCAAUGUAAGCCGUGUGUUGCACUAGCAUGGCUAUUUGUAGGAGUAUUUUGUCUUUGCAUGGGGCUAUGGAUGAUCCAACAUUAAGCUACAUUGGCCAUGCUGUAAUAACUUGGAAUAUCUCUGCCUUCUUGUGAGCACAAUGACUACACACAUUUCAUGCUUAGGCCUUUGUUGGCGUUUGUUGAGCUGUAUAAGUUUGGGGUACAGUUAUUCACUGCUAAACAUUAGCAGCAUAGAACACAAUGUUAGCACAGCAUUAGGCCAUAAUUGGUGGGGAUAGGUAAGAUAUUGUGGUAUGUUAGGUCUGUCCUGGACAAUAAUAUGGUGCAAUGCAAUGCUGGCCCGUGAAUAGUCCAGCAUUGGGCCUUGUCAGACUAUACGUUGGAUUGUGCUGGCUUUUUACCAAGUAAUAUUCGGCAUACAUAUAGCUAAUGUUGACCUCACAUUGGGCUUACAUAGGCCUUGCUCAUAUUGCUGCUUUGAGAGAGGAAGUCUGUCGAAGCGUGACAAGACUCAGUUCACAACCUUAUUGAGACUCAAGAUGACAACCUUGUCGUAUGCACCUUAAGCUGCUUUACAUUGCCAAUCUUGCUACUUGUUCUGUUAUCGUUCACUUCUCCUUUUUAAAAAGUUCUAGCGAGUCUUGCCAUCCAAAGUGUGCUCUUUUGUACGCCCACUCCACUGGCUUCCAUAUUCGUUGCGUCUUUAUUUUGGCAGUGACUUUGAAUGCACUCAUGCUCUUGCAUGAGCAAGUGCAUGAGAUUCUUGGGGGAGAAAUUCCGUGAGUCUUCAGUAGGAAAUCACUACAUUUUAGGGUCAGAAACUACGGUGAUGGCAGAGCUUGAAAUUAUUUUAUUCAUUUGACAUUUUUUGUAAACUGCUGUAUGAAAAAAAAGCGACUUCUCACACAGGUAUGAAAGCACCCCGAUUAUACACGUAAUUGAAAGUGAAGGCUUAGCUGUUAGCUUAGUAAGCCUGAACUCUGCAAUGUAUUUCAACCUGGGAUUAGGGCUUCAUGUCCUCUGAUUAUUUAGGAGCUGCUUGAUAAUUGAUGCCUUAAGAUUCUCUAGCCGGUCUGAAAUGAAUGAAUGAAUGGUGAAGUAAGAAAAAAAGGCCAGGAAAUUCAAUUUUUGCGCUUCUACUUCCAGACACUUUCUGUGCUUCUUGGUACUGGCUGCGUGCCCAUUAAACGACAACAGUACACCUUGCUACCGUUUUAUUUUCCUUCAAUUUCUUUUUGGGCAGUCUUGCCAUAUUCCUGAUUCAUCACAGUGAUUGCAGACUACAGCGCAUUGCAUGCACCAUUGAGCUGCUUUCAAUGGUCCUCCUUUUUCCCCGAAGUGUGUUUUUGUUUUUGUGCCUGUUCACAUUUUGUGAUGCAUUGUGAGCCUAAGUAGCAACAGGUGUAGCCACAGGGAGAUAGAAACAAGUCGUGCCACUGUUGCCAGCUUGCUGCAUUUUCAGAUUGAUCGAAACCUGUUAUUCGACGUGACCAGUGUUCUGUGCCAGCGUCACUAGUUCCACGAAGCUCUGCAUCGUUCACUUGGAACAGAUAUAGAUUUGUGAAUGUUACAUUAAUAGUUUUUUUGAGGCAUUUAUCGGGCUUUCUUCGGGGUGUGUGCAUCUUUGGUAAUGUGUGGAAGAGCUGCGGCACACAAGCAGCAUUUGCAAGCAGUUGUCUGUAAUGCUAAAGAGUUCUGGUGUGUUCCAGUUCUUUACCUAAAUGGCUACCUUGCCAUCUUCACCAGAGAGUUGCCACAUCAAGUCCUGUUGCAAUCCAAAUAAUGGUGGCACAGAAGACACAAAAUCUGUGAUGAAGCUGGCAGCGAGGUCAAGCACUCGUUUCUUCAAUGUGAGGCGCUGUUUAGCUGGACUUCUUGUCAUGUUAAAGGCUUGUUGUUGACAUGCAUUCAGUGUGCAUGCUCUUUAGGCGAGCGUCAUCGGCCUUGGGAAGACUCAGCUUCGCAGAAGGCAAUGUGGGUGAGCCAUAAAAACUGCUACUACCAUCAGAGUGCUUAUCCAUUAACAGCUGUUGUCUGUCAUGACACACUGUGUGCAACCACAUGGCCCAAAAUAUGGAAUGACAUAAAUAAGUGUGAUAGUACUCUGCUGGUUUUUAGAAGGAAAAGCUAUUUGAAAGUAACAGCCUUUUGGUUGUGCCUUCUUGACAAAAAUUUUACACUAGGUGGCAAGCAAGCAUUGUCGAAAAUUGUUAAUAUAGACAUUAAAACCUGCUUUCUUAUACGUCUAAAGAGGCAGUGUGGUUUGUUUUAGUAGAUUUGGACACAGAUUUUGUUGUCGAUACUCCACGCCUGCUAUAAAUGGUGGCACUGUCAGGUGACUAAAGGUUGUGCUAUUUCCAUUAAUGCCAAAGAUGGCUGUAGCAUAAAAUGACGUACUCUGCUUUAGUUUUUCCUGUAUGGGCCACUCUCAUUAACAGGAGCAUUGACAAUGAACAGCUGGGAAAUACUUAUUUCCUGUUGAAUUGUCUCAAGCAAAAGAUUGAUGGACUUAGCGCUUUGCAUCCAUGCAGAACAAGAAAGAGGAGGUGGACUUCAUGUGGGCUGCUUUGUAGGGCACACAGUUGCAAACCUCAGCAGAAGAAAGAGAAGGCAUUAUUGCCUUUGCUGUACUCCUUGACAUUCAAAGAAUUCAGUACAAGCUUUGCCCACAAAGCCUAGCAAUACCUUCUCAUUGUACCUGUGCACUCAAAAACAAUUCCAGAGAAGUUCACGCCAUUGUUUAAGUUUGAAUCCAUUGGACAUGACAAAAAUGAGUGAAGGUAAUUGACUGGCGUGACUCUGCAAGUUCACUCUGCAUUGGACAGUCGUGUUAUUUGCCACUGCCUAAGUUGGUUGUCUUUGACUGUAAUGUGAGUUGCAAGUUAUGGUGGGCUUUGAAACUCUGUUUGUCCACAUUCCGCUAGCUUUUGUAAUGCUGCAUGGAACUUGUGACGCUGAACUGCAGGCACGCACUUUUUCCGAUUCACCUGGGUCAUUAACGAGAGGCCAGCUAUGUGGCAGCACAGUGGCACUGACAAUGUGUUCUCCAUCUCCGUGUGCAUGCUGUGUUGUGGCUAAGCUUUGCCACUGAUCAGCUCAACAAGUGGAGUGUGUUGUGCACGUGCGGAGGGAGAUGUUUCUGCUUCAGCGCCUGUAACAUGAAAUUUAUUCUGUGAGCUUGAACCCCUGUUUCGUGUCUUAAAUUUAGUGCUGGAAUUAUUCUGUCCAUCGAAAGACAACAUAGAAACUGAUACAAAUGUAUAGAAACUCGUUCUAAGGGAAAUGGUGGUGUGUUGCUGGCAGCCUUAGUAGCAUGCUUGCCAUUAACCAAAUUCCUUUUUGCCGUCUGUGGGGGAGUCCUGUGUUUGGAGAUGCCCCUGGCACUUCGCAACCUCAGCAUGGUAUCUGCAUUCUUUACAAACUGUCGAAUAGACUCCAUGCUAGGGUGUAAGCUAAGUGUGCAAAAGAAAUGUGCAACCUUGUCACACCUGCCAAUAUUGUGCAUGGAAACAGUGUAUACCUGCUGUGGCACCACUUUUGUUGAGGGAAAUUGCACGUGCAAUCUGUGUUUCAUGUUUAGUGGUGAAAUGUCGAACAUGGCAGCUUGUUGCUGAACAUUGCAGUAGGAGCUCUAUGGUUUCUAUUGCAUCUAGAAUUUCCAGAGAGAGUGAGGAGAACAUACGCAUCCCUCCACAAAACCUAGAAAAUUAUUUCAAGUUCGACGUGACUGAGGGAGAGCAUUUGAUGCAGGCUGCACAGAAGAGCUCUGUGAAUUCUGUUACAAGCUGACUGUCCAAAUGGUAACUUUGAGAAAAAAGACAAAGGUUGCAGAACACUUUUCUGGUGAGACUUGUUCUCAGGCUCACUUUGAACAACAAAGCCAGCAUAGUAUGAUGACAAGCCCUUUAUCUCGGCAAUAAACUUUAGCCAGUGGGAUAAAAAAAAUGAACCUUGAGAUCUAGCUACUAUAGAAAUUGGUUGACCGCUAAUGUUGCUGCUUUCUCAAAGCAACUGCUCUGUAAUGCCCAUUCUGACUUCAAACAAGCAGUGUUGUCGUUCUGUUGGGUUAGCUCUGUAAGGUCCGUUUGGCAAUUCAAAGUAUGUUCCACAGCAUGAAACAUGCUCUUUGGUGCCACGCCUGAACUAGUGAAUGAUGUGUGGGUUAUGCAUGGGUGGUUAUGUGGGUUACGUGGGUUAUGUGGGUGUGGUUAUGUGGGUUAUGCAUGUGUUAUGUGUGAGUGUGCAUGUGCAAAUGUCUAGAAAGUGCCAUUCCCUAGGCACAGUCAAAGUAUGCAUGCUGAUGUUUUUGUGGUGUCUUUCUAAACCUUGCUGUGAAGAUUGUGGAAGAAAAAAAAAUAUAUAUAUCUACAUUGUGAUUGGGCCACCCGUUAAGGUAUGCGCCGAGAUGUUGGAAGAGAAUACAAAUUUUGAACACGUGAAUAGCGAAAAAAAAAGAAAAACAUAUUACACAGCCCUGCUUUGGUUCAUCAGCGAGGUCGACGGGUAGAAAGUUGUUCAGUCAUUAACAUUUUAGACACAAAUUCGUCUACACUAAAGGGACGUUAAGCAAGUGCAAUAUUCUAGGGCAGCCGCUUUUGAGGGUGUCAUCACUUCCACAAGAUUUCAUGUAACUUGGCAGCGCACGCAUCUGUACAUGCCACUGAUAGCAUCUCUGAUGCUGUGCCAAUCUCGCUAUUUAUGCACAGUGCCAGGAAUGCUGUCUGCCGUGUACUUUGACACGUCCAGUGCCGAGUUGUGGAAAAUCUUGCGACAUUGAUCUUGUCCUCAAGCGUGAUUGCUCAAGAAUACCAUCCCAGAAGUGUUAAGCCAAUUUAGACUGGCACAAUAUUCUUCCAAAAUUAUUUCUGCACUUUUAGUCAUAAUGACAAUCUUUAUUAGUUAAUUAUUGCCUUCAAGAACUGUAGCUUUAAAUGGGCAGCCACAUUUCUUUUUUAUUUCUACAGUUUUAUGUUGCCAGGAAGUGAAUAUAAACAGAGUAAAACAGUUCCUCUGUUUAUGAGCUCCUUAUUGUUGAACUCUGUAACAUUGUGAUCGCAAGCGCUAUAGUAAAUCUGCAACACCUGCGUCGAUAGUAGCCGUGUUCCCUCUGCCCGUUAACCUCGCCGAGUAUCUGCACUGUGUAUUUUCCUAGCAUUGGGCACUACCCCUGCGUAUGUAUAACCAUUAUAGACUGCACACAUUGAUGUUCUUGUGUAUCUUGACUGCCCCAUACUGACAAAGCUGUACUGUGAUAUUAGGAGACUCCAUCUUGUGGAGAGCACUGGAGUUCCUCAAACAUGUUUCUCCUUCUCUCGAAGCCGUCUGUUGUCACCAUGCUGCCGUCCAGUAGCCUCGCCACACGAGAAGGGUUCAAUGCCAGUCGGCCUGGACGAGUCACGCUUCUGCACGCACAUUGCGACAGUAUUGCGGUGCUGAGGGACAGCCUCUGAUUCGGCAUUUCCGAAACACACCUUUGGUUAUCGCGGCUGUGAUGCACCCCAGUUUACCUGAACAAUGUUGUUCUUGACACUGUGGCGAGGGUAUUGCACGACUUGUGCUUUUCCCGAUGAGCAGCGGAGCCCUUGUAUGGCGCAGCGAUGUAGCAUGGCCAUUGUGGCACGUCUUGGCUGUGCACUAAGUACAGUCGGACCCUGAUGUGACCAGAAUAUAACGAGCACGGAUAAAAUGAAUUAUUGGAUGUAGUGGAGUAAAUCUUAAAUAUUCCUUGCUGACAUCACUAUGUAGCGAAUACAUGCUUAUAUGAAAUAUCGGAUAUAAUGAAGGUAUUUUCAUGUCUGGUGUGGUUUUGUUAAAAUGAGGUUUGAUCAUGUGACAGAUGCGAAAAGUGAUGUAAAAGCAAAUUAUGUUCAUUCUCCCAUAGCAGAUUUUGCACACUGUGCCGGCCCACUUUCAUAUCCGUAAGGUGAGCUGUGUACUAAUGUAAUCCAGGGUUCGACAGAACACUGUCUGGUCAGGUAGAAGCAUCUUCGGUAUAUCAGGUCACUGACCAAGCUUGAGGUUUCGGGAUCUGAGCAGAUCCCGAAAUGUCAAGCUUUGCGUGUCUCACAUUGGUCAGUGACCUGUUGUACUGAAGAUUAGUUGUAAUGUUGACCUGUAUCAACCGGCUUGCUAUUAUCUGCCGAUGCAGCGAGGUGCUGCUAGAACAUUGCUUCACCAGUCUCGCUGAGUUUGUCGAUAAUGCCAGGAAUAUAAGAGAGGCUUUAAUCUCAACCCCAGCUGUAAAAUGCAAGGGCUUUGCUGCAACAUCAAAUUUACGUGCUGCACUGGCAGUUUUUUCAGUGGGCUUUCAACCGGUUUCUAUGGACUCUUUGCUGUCACGUAUGAUUGGUGCUGCUGUCAUGCAUUUUGGAGCACUCCCUCGCAAUGCCACUACUGUACCUAUUAGUGCGCAUUUGUGGUAUGUGUGUUGCAUGAAUAUGUGUGUGCAUGUGGCCGUAAUGUAUAACGGUAGGCUUGCAUGUGCGUGCAUGCAAUGAAAGCAGUGUUACGUCAAUGCCAUCUCUUUUGUCCGAUGAGAAUUCUUUUUGUUGACCCACUGCCUUGCAUGUUUUGAUAUGAACAAGCACUGUUCGAGGAGCUCGUGCAGCAUGUCGCUUGUCUUGUUUUGUUAAUCAAGGAGGCAUUCACAUAGUACUGUUGCUGAGGUAAAUCACUGUUAUGUACUUUCCUCUAUUAGAGGGGCCCUGCCACACUUAAAGUUGAUGAACAAAACAACCCAUCUGGUCACUCGUUCGUUGUCUCCUCGACAACUGAGCCAAAUGUACUGUGCCUUUGCACAUGGCACAUGCAAAUUUGCAUCGUAAGGUUGCUCAUUCUUGUGGUUGCUUAUCCUUGAAGUUGAUCCCCUUUCAAGGGUAUAAAGAGCUUUUAGCUAUAAUUUAUUUAUUUAAGUGUAUGUUGGAGACAUUCCUGUGGAGCAUAGGGCCAUAGAGAGGAUUUUGCAUGUCAUGAAAAAUGACGAUUAUAGUGAAAACAUUGUAGUGACAAAAUCAAUGGAAACACUUGCAGAAAUAAACCCAAUAUGCAAUACAUUGAAAAAAAAAAACUGAAGGUUGACUAAAGGAUAAGUAAAGCAAAAUGACACAGUAGCAAACAACUGUGAACCUACUGUACUAUGUAGCCAUCAGAAGCAAAAGCCUACAAAGCACAUCAGAAAAACUAAGAAAAAUCAGGAAAGCAUACGUCGCCUUGAAGAAGACAAGUCCACUUGUUGAAACGUUGGCUCCUGCAUUCACCUUGUUCCCGUUUUGCUCAUCAUCAGAAAAACUGGAAAGACGAGCUGUUAGUUUUGUCCCUUGGUAUGUGUUAAUAAGCGUUGAGAGCUUUUUCUUGUUAUUUAUGUAAGAAAUGAUAUCUGGAAUGGCACACCACAACUAAUUGGCACAUAAAACACAUAAAAGCACUGAUGAAUCGGACAGCCAUGCUGCCAUUGGUUUGCGUGGGGCUGAUAAUCUCCACAUCACGCAAGCUGACUUGCAGAGAGAGAGCUCAAGAAAUUCUAAAGAUGGAGAUGUCAAAAUUUGUUUAGAUUCCCUUCAGCAGCAGGGAUGAUGAAAGCAUUAAGAAGAAAGCAAACUAAUAUACCGGGUGUCCAUUUUUUUUAUAUGGUCCAAAAUUUACAAAAAUUGCCUGCAUCAGAUAGUACUAGUCUAUCCCCUGGUCUAAAUUACUCGAUGAGGCGGCCACUACUUCUACGAGAAAUCAAAAUGCCUCAUUAAAUAAUUACUGUAGCUAUGCUAAUUAACUUUUAAAAUUAAUUCCUUUGCAGCACAUCUAAAUAUACUAAUUAUAGCCGGUGAGCUCACAAGACGUAUCCAUUUGGAACGAAUUCUCUGGACUGCACCAGUUUCGAGAUAUCAAUUUUCAAAGUGUCCGACCAAAUGCAUUAGUGUUCCAGUUACUUUUGUGCUUCAAUGCAUAAAACAUUUUGUUAAAAGGAGUAAUUGGAAUGCCAUUGCAUUUCAUAAGAUACUUUGAAAGUUAAUGUGUUGAAACUGGUAAAGUCCAGAGAAUUAAUUCCAAGUGGAUAUGCCUUGCGAACUCACUGGCUAUAAUCCGUAUAUUUAAAUCUGUGCCGUAAAGUAAUUAAUUAACAUGUUAAGUAGGGUAAUUACCUGACUAGACAUUUUGAUUUCUCAUAGAAGUAAUGGCCAGCCCAUCAAGUAAUUUAGGUAAAAGGUUAGAAUUGUGCUAUCUGCCACAGGCAAUUCUUAAGAACGUUCGACCUUUAAAAAAACACCCAGUAAAACUAAAAAAAGAAAAAAAAAAAGAAAAAAAAAACUGGCAGAGAAAGAGCAGAUAGCAAAAUAUGUCAGAAGGCCAAGCUGUAGGCAUGCAUGCAGAAAGAAUUUUCUUUCUGUACAAACCCCAGCUUUUGCUGACUGAAGUACAGCUUGUUGUGUGUUAGGGGUAGCAAAAAGAGAUCGAAAUCUUGCUACUUGCAAAGAUAUUUUGCAAUUUCGCCUUGCUGAAUGCAUUGGAAGAACCUGUUCUUCUUCUUUUCUUUUUUAAGGUAGACAUUUGGGAGGUCAUGUGUUACCAUAUUCAGGGCACUUCGAAGCUUCGUUCAAAAGUGCCAUAGGGCCCCUUUAAAUUCGACAAGUUCUAGUUUUUGCUCGGAACUUGUACACGUAGAUAAUUGAGGAAGUACCGACACAGCAGUACUAUGGCAGAACUAGGCUACCCUAUUCCUUAAUAAGUUGUGGAGCCUUCGCUUGCUUUGUGCUCUGGGUCGUGAGUAAUCUUUGUAAUGCAUGUGUCUUUAUAUUUGUCACAUAUGCAGCGAGGCUUGACUGACAGGCACGUGCAAGUAAGUGCUCGAGGUCCACGUCUUGCUGUGUGCGUGGUGCCCAGCAGGUUGCACAUCUGUUUCCAGUGGCUGUGCGGGCAAAAUAAUUUAGCUAGUAUAAGCCCAAUUAAUGGCUUGGUGGAGUGCCUGGAUUUCCCUCGGACAAUUGGAACAGUGUGGGGCCACAGCAGAGUACCUCGUUACCAUGUUUAAAACCUGCUUGCAGAUCAAUGUUGUUAACUGCAGUCUUCUGUCAUUUAGACUAAACCUUGUUCUGUAGCAAUGCUAAUGACAUCAUUGCUACUUGAAACACAUGUCCAAUGAAUAUCAAGGGUGUUUUUUUUUGUUUGUUUUUUCUGGCUAGAAAGAACAGAAGGCUGCCUAAUGACGUGCGGCCCUUGUAGUUUGGAAACAGCUGGCUCCUUGCCUUGUAGUGAAUUCCUCCUUUUGACAUGCAAGGGUUUGAGUGCUUUGUGCCUUUUCUGCGUCCUAUGUGUUUUGCUUAGAAGGGAAUCUAGCUCGACCCUGCAGGGAAUUUGUGAGCCAGCCCAGCCCUGCAGAUUACCUUGUAGCAUUGCUUCAGUGUUCUAGUGGUUGUCAUGGCUAUAUGCUGAUCACGUCUGGGCUGUAGGUGUUCUCUCCAUGACCAGGUUUGAAUUGAGGAGCAGUGUAUAGGACAUGCAAAGACGCUGUGGGUGUGUUCUUGACGUUCGCAAUAUAGGAUGUUAACGGCAUCAGUACUCUACAUUUCUACGUGUCUGGGUCCACGCGGGCGGGCAGUGGUGUUGGGACAUUGAUUUUUUUUUUCUGUGUACUUUCUAAUCCCCACAGGCGAGGAAGCUUGCACAAUCUUUUCUUUUUCUAAUUUUUAGUUUUGCAGAAACAUGAUUGUUAAUGUAGCGGAAUAUGUCCUUAUAGGCAGGUUCAUUGCAUGAAACUCGUUUGGGCGAACCCUUUCCUUCUUGUAAAGUUCUUGUCGCAUUGCACGUUCCUCAUGUAGAGCAGGGCAGAACUCUGCUGUGCAGCAGAAAUGUGGACAGUGGGUGUCUUCCUAGCAGCAGACGAAGGUGAAACGAAAAUAUUGUGAAAAAAAGAAAAAAAAAUGUGUUAUGAUGAUGUGCAGGGCGUCCAUCCAAGGGGAAACACAGCAUUCAGUAUUCAAGCGCUCGUAGAAGCUUGAAUUUCAAACAAAGGCCUGCAGACCAACCUAUCCUUGGGAAUUGUAUUGGCCGCUUGUAUUCUCAGUUGAGAAGAAGCAUUCGGUUGCCGUGGAUACUAAUUAAGGUCCAUAUUCACAAAACUUCUCUUAGGUAGCUGCCACCUGCUGUUGGUCAUCACCGUGUCGAUCAUCUUGUUGUCAUCUCAAUUGCUAACUUGAAUGGCAGGUGCCCACAGGCCAGCUAGUGAAAAAGCAUUCUGUAGAGAAGUUUCGUGAAUGCAUGUCCAUGUGUUUUCCCCUAGAUGUAAACGACCCACGUACGCCUGUACACAUUUCAACUAUAGAACCUUGCGCCGUAAGUGUGCAAGCAUUUGUUCUGUUUAAGAGCGGGAAGCUCUGUACAUACAAAACUCUAGGUGAGGGCAAAAGGGGGGAGAGCAGGAGCAGCACCAUUGGUCAGUUGCAGAUUGCUUCAUGCAUCAAUGGGAGCACGAAAACAAAGAAAAAAAAAAACAGUGUGGCGAGGACAGAGUUGAGCGGGUGUGUGCUUUCUUCUUGAAUGUUGUUUUUACUGCCUCAGCUGUGAAUUGCCAAGGCCUGUGUUGUUUGUACUAGUAAAGAGUAUUUGUGCGUUCUUUCUCUAGGAUGAGCAUCGCAGCCUCCCCACAGGUGGGGGUGGAGUUGGGGUGGGGUGGCUCGCUACAAGAGCAAUCAGUUCUCGUGAGUUGUCUCGUUGUUGGCGCCUUUGUUUACGUGUCCGAGGGGUCGUCUGCAAACUUGUGUAUGUGCGUUAAUUAGCCAGCACGCAGUGAAUUUGAUCGACAGAGGGGAAGAGGAACACCUCCAUGCCUCAUAUGUAAUGUCACCCCAUGACUGAACUUGGGUUUUCCAGACAGAAGACAAAGUAUUGCAUUGUCUUUUUUUUUUUCACCACUCUUCUUUGUCUGGGUGCUUGGUACACUACAGGAUGUGAUUUGCAUCCAUCGCGGCUGUGCUCAUGAGGCAAUCUGUCAGAAUCGUUGCUCGUAAUUUUGUAGAACCAGCAGAGACACUUGUCGUGUCGAUUGGGAAGAAGUUGACUGAAAACGUCGAGUGGGCUUGAGCUCAUUGUGACACCCUCGCAGGUUGAGGCAACCGUCCAAAGCUAGCAGGCGACCAUUUUGCAGCUCUCUCUAUACUGUCGGUUUCAAAUGAUUGCUCCCUCCCCCACCAAUGGUUGUUUGCUGCAGGCCGAUAGGUUGCCCAAAGCCUGUACCAGUGUCGCAUGUCCCAUCAUCGCCUGCCUAAUUUUUUACAGAAAAUGGGGAAAACAAUCUUUUGCAGCGACUUAAUGUUCUAAGAAACAAGGUGACAAAGAGCCAGCAUUAAAAAAAAAGAAAUGUGCAUGACAACACAACCUCGGACUGAUUCUGUUCGGUCGUUUAGAAGAAAAACAAAUGACACUGUUGGAUUUCCAUAAAUAAAGACAAACUUCAUUA
Dermacentor andersoni is the source of this 19634-nucleotide messenger RNA. It is a transcript of the gene Pur-alpha, whose product is annotated as Purine-rich binding protein-alpha. Gene Ontology annotation, cellular component: nucleus. The record is from RefSeq and is a predicted model, not a curated record. Gene Ontology annotation, biological process: regulation of transcription by RNA polymerase II. Gene Ontology annotation, molecular function: DNA-binding transcription factor activity, RNA polymerase II-specific; RNA polymerase II transcription regulatory region sequence-specific DNA binding; purine-rich negative regulatory element binding. Lineage: Eukaryota; Metazoa; Arthropoda; Arachnida; Ixodida; Ixodidae.